CCCCCGAUCUCGUUGCUCAUUCCCAGUAACAACGUUUGACGCCUGCUCGCUCUGCACUCAAUGGCUUCCCCAUCUCCCUUCCUCUUCGACACCAACAGCUACCCGCCCAUCGACACCUCCUUCACACAAUACGAUCCCAUGCCUGGUGAAGACAGCCUGCAGUUCCCCUCCUCUUACGGCAUCAACCAACACUUCUCUACCCAGGGGCACUAUGCCACAGGCCCCACGACCCACCACCACCUCCAACAUAUGCCGAUGGGCCAUAGCCCCAUGCCCGCUAUGAGCGGCAGCAUGGCUCCUCUCAACAUGCCUUCUGCCGGCGCUUAUUCCCUCCAGGCAAUCAACAUGCAGUCGAGUGGGGUGGGCGGCGGCUUCCAACAACAGCUGUUCGGUGACCACACCCCUCCUCCCUUGUCGGCCACCUCCUCCUCCAGCUCCGACUCUCUCCAGACAACCGUCUCCAUGUCGGACAUCAUGCCUCCUCCCUUGACCAGCGGGUCUGAUUCUUCUAUCACUCCCAUGUCUCCCACCCCCUCGUUUGACGAUGGCAUGUCCCGCUCACCUUCCCCGUCGCCUCGGAUCCCCAGCCGCGCACAUCUCAAGCGUGAGGCGACGAUGGUCAGCCUGCAUCUGUCGCAGCAAAAUUCGCCGAGCAAGAAGCGCAAGUCGUCGAUGAAUUCUCACCAACGGGGUAAAUCCUCCAACUCACACCUUCCACCAGUGAUUACGAAGCCCGCUGAUCCUAGUGGGGCUCGGAUCACUUGUGCCACUUUUGUCUGGCCGGACGUGUCCGGUUUGUCGAAGAAGGACGCCAGGCUAGUCAAGAACCGUGCGGCGGCAUUCUUGUCAAGGCAAAGGAAACGGGAAGAAUUUGAGGCGAUGGAAAAGCGUGUCGUUAAGAUGGAAAAUGAACGCAAGGAGAUCGAGGCGAGCGUAUCUCAGCGCGAGGCUGAGCUCGCAAGCAUCCAGGACAUGAAGGACCGCUUAUCCAAGGCGGAAGCUCGUGUUCUGGUCGCUGAAAACGAGCUCGCCAGCAAGGAGAAGGUAUAUCUGGCCGAGAUCGCUCGCCUUCGGGGUGAAAUGGGUGUAGCACCUGUCAACAUCCAACAAGCAGAUCUUGCACGGCUCGCAGUCCUCUUCUCCCUAUCGGCGCUUUCGAAUGGGUCGAGCAGUUCUCAGAUAGCGGUCUCGGCGAACUUGCCUGCCUCUGUCGUAGGAGAAGUUGACCUGAGCCUCGGCGAGAACAGGCCGAUCAACGUCGAUCUCCAGGCUGACGAGGACAUGGACGCCGAGGGCGAACCAGAAGCUGGGACUCCUUCGGCCAACAUGCGUCUCACCCUGCAACGACCGACUCAGAUGAUCGCAACUCGUCGUUCACGCGCUGCCUUGGCUGCCUCAACCAAGGAGGCUCGCUUCAGCGGCCAACUCGAGCUCACUGCCUCCCCCGCCGAUGGUGCUCAACGAUGGGGAUUCAAGCUCUCCUUUGGCCAAGAGGCCUAAACUCCUUUCGACUCUUUUGCGAUCUCUUCUAUCGUUGUACCAACUGGCUCGGCGGACCAAUAGCACAACCAAAAAUGUAGGCGAAGACAAGUCUCGCUGACCAACCGAUUGACUGUAUACGGAAGGCGCCGCGCGUGUGUAACAAUAGUUUAGUCUUUUGUUUUUUCUUGGUUCUCGGGAUGGAGACACGGACUCGACAUGAAUAUGCAUGAUCUUCAUGUGCACCACAACGCUCCCUUCAUCGUGUUUCCUCCUUUAGGAAUUGGCAUAGACGAGGAAUGCAAUCGAAUUGCAGUGAACAGGAAUUACUCUCGAUACGGAACCCGGCAGGGAUGGCCGCGGUCCGAGUGAACGAAUUUACCUGACAGUUGCCAUAUGCGGGUCCACCCGAGGUUCGCCCGGAUCUCCCGGAAAGACUUAUAUCAUUUCUUGCGGUGCGCAGCGAGCGAGGCAAUAUCCAUUGUUUCGACCUUUGCCCGGACACUUCCUGAACAGACGAGAGGGCCUGUGACCGUCUUGGUCGUACGGGUAUUGAUGAAUGUGCGGCAAUGACAAUAUCAGGCGA
This is a messenger RNA of Dacryopinax primogenitus, 2065 nucleotides long. RefSeq lists its product as uncharacterized. NCBI's taxonomy places the organism in Eukaryota, Fungi, Basidiomycota, Dacrymycetes, Dacrymycetales, Dacrymycetaceae. Bases 61 to 1500 code for a protein of 479 amino acids. Gene Ontology annotation, molecular function: DNA-binding transcription factor activity. Gene Ontology annotation, biological process: regulation of DNA-templated transcription. The transcript is spliced from 2 exons. The record is from RefSeq and is a predicted model, not a curated record.